AUGGAGACCCUGGACCAGAACCACUGGUAUCCCUUCUCAUCGGACUUCAACUCCUCUGUAGCCGCUCCCUCGCCCUUCCUCUUCUCCUACCCACAGCUCUUCAACCUCUCCUCCAAUCUGUCCACCCAGAGCGUCCCCUUCCAGGGCAGCAGCACCCUCAUGACAGCGGUCAUCUCCCUCACCGUGUUCGUGGUGGGGCUGACCGGCAACACUCUGGCCAUCUACGUGGUGCUGCGCUACGCCAAGAUGAAGACCGUCACCAACAUUUACAUCUUGAACCUGGCCGUGGCCGACGAGCUCUACAUCCUCGGACUCCCCUUCCUCACCACGCAGAACGUGCUCUCCUAUUGGCCCUUUGGCUCCUUCCUGUGCCGCGUCGUCAUGACCGCGGACUCCAUGAACCAGUUCACGUCUAUUUUCUGCCUAACGGUCAUGUCCAUCGACCGGUACCUGGCUGUGGUUCACCCGAUCCGCAGCACCAAGUGGAGGCACCCUCGGGUGGCCAAGGCGGUGAGCGCAGCAGUGUGGGCCGUGUCCUUUGUGGUGGUGCUGCCAGUGGUCAUCUUCUCUGACGUGCAGGACACAUUUAAUUCCUGCAACAUGAUCUGGCCUGAGCCCAAGGACGUGUGGUCCACAGCCUUCAUCCUCUACACGGCCACGGUGGGCUUCUUUGGCCCGCUGCUCAUCAUCUGCCUCUGCUACCUUCUGAUCAUCAUCAAGGUGAAGUCUUCGGGAGCUCGGGCCGGAUUCACCAAACGCCGGCGCUCGGAGCGAAAGGUGACUCGGAUGGUGGUGGUGAUCGUGGUGGUGUUUGUGCUCUGCUGGCUGCCGUUCUUCAUCAUCAACAUGGUCAACCUGGUGGUCAUCAUCCCGGAGUCCAGCGCCACCGCCGGCAUCUACUUCUUUGCCGUCAUCCUGUCCUACGCCAACUCCUGCGCCAACCCGCUGCUCUACGGCUUCUUGUCUGACAACUUCCAGCAGAGCUUCAGAAAAGUGUUGUGCGUGAGGAGUAUGAGGUGCAAUGCCAACGGUGUGGAUGACGGCGACCCCAGCGCACCGCGCACUGAGAAAACCACAGCACAUGACUGCAUCAUGUUCUCGCCUCGUAACGACGCCCAGAGCAGCCAGAUCUCUCCUCAGCCUCCUGGGUCGCCUACCUCUCACACGGCAGCAGACCUUCAUCGCUCCUCCCCUACAUACCAAUUUGCCUCCGCUUGCCCAGGAAUCGCAUCCAAACCUAACACGGUAACCUCCACGGCGGCCUCCAUGGUGACCUCCAUGAUGACAGCAGCUGAAGCUCCCACCAUCACUGCCCUGACCAGCCCCUCCUCCUCCUCUGCAGCUCCAAAGGACCAGUAA
Molecule: messenger RNA, 1359 nt
Organism: Stegastes partitus (bicolor damselfish)
Lineage: Eukaryota; Metazoa; Chordata; Actinopteri; Pomacentridae
Gene: sstr5
Product: somatostatin-like receptor F_48D10.1
Exons: 5
Coding region: 1-1359 (452 amino acids)
Biological process (GO): neuropeptide signaling pathway; regulation of insulin secretion; cellular response to glucocorticoid stimulus
Cellular component (GO): plasma membrane; neuron projection
Molecular function (GO): somatostatin receptor activity; neuropeptide binding
Source: RefSeq, a predicted model, not a curated record